ACGAAGGAAAAAGAGAAAGCUAUCGAGGAUAAUCGCCCCUGGGAAUGUUGAGGGAGCUGCUCGUCGUUGCAGGCGCGUCCAGUCAAGAGGGUCCGGGUUACUUGAAGCGCGCCAACAGCGAACGUCUUCAUGAAAUUUUCAACCAGUAUGCCACACAAGAGAAGAAUGGAGAACGGUUCAUGACCUCUAAUGACUUCGUACGCAGCUACCUCGGCCUCUACAUCGACCCGGGCUACAACCCCGAGUCGGUCGCCCUUCUCGCAGGGAUCGUUGAUACCGACAAAGAUGGAUUCAUUUCCUUUUCGGAGUUCCAAGCCUUUGAGGGCCUGCUCUGCGUGCCCGAUGCUCUCUACAAGACGGCCUUCCAGCUCUUCGACACUAACGGAAACGGGAUGGUUGCAUUUGACGAGUUCGCUGAGGUGAUGCGUAAAACUGUGCUGCACCAAAAGAUGCCCUUCAACAUGAACAGCGGCUUCAUCGAGCUCUACUUCGGCAAGGACAAGAAGAGACUGAUCAACUAUGCGGAGUUCAGCCAGUUUCUUCACGACUUUCACGAAGAGUACGCGACAGAGGCCUUCAAAAAAUUCGACAAGGAUGGCACGGGUUUCAUCUCGGUAGCAGACUUCCACGACAUCAUGCUCAGCAUCAAGAGCCACCUGCUGACGAAGGACGUCAGGGAUAAUCUUUUGUCGGUCACAAAAGGUCAUUACUGAAAAGUCAGUUUUCCGUACUUCAUGGCCUUUAACUCGCUGUUGCAUAACAUGGAGCUCAUCAAGCGAAUCUACCUGAACGCGACCAAUGGACACAGGUAUCAGGAGGUCACAAAAGAGGAGUUUUUGCACUCCGCGCAAAUGAUGUCUCAAAUAACGCCACUGGAGGUCGACAUUCUCUUCCACCUUUGCGAUCUUUUGCAUCAUACUGGAAAAAUCAUUUACAAUGACCUGAUUGCCAUUACACCUGAGCAGUAUUUCAAACAGAUCACCAACCGACUAGCAGAAAUCAAAGCUGUAUCGAGUCCGGAAGAAAGAGGAGUCGUCGUGCAAAUUUUAGAAAGCGGGUAUCGGUUCGCCCUUGGUUCCGUUGCCGGAGCUGUCGGUGCUACUGCGGUCUAUCCAAUCGAUUUGGUCAAGACGCGCAUGCAGAACCAGCGCACGGGUUCCUUCAUCGGUGAGCUCAUGUACAAAAACAGCUUCGAUUGUUGCAAAAAAGUCAUCCGUCACGAAGGUUUCUUUGGCCUGUACAGAGGUCUAGUGCCGCAAUUGAUGGGCGUAGCGCCAGAGAAGGCCAUUAAACUCACGGUCAAUGACUUCGUGCGUGACAAGUUCAUGGACAAGAAGGGCAGCAUUCAGCUCUAUGCCGAAAUCCUCUCGGGGGCAUCGGCUGGUGCGUCUCAAGUUAUCUUCACCAAUCCCCUCGAGAUCGUUAAAAUUAGAUUGCAGGUGGCCGGUGAGAUAGCCGGGGGCUCAAAGGUCCGAGCUUGGGCUGUGGUCAAGGAGCUAGGACUUUUCGGACUGUACAAAGGCGCAAGAGCUUGUCUGCUGCGAGACGUGCCAUUUAGUGCCAUCUACUUCCCCUUUUACGCGCAUAUAAAAACGAAAUUUGCUGACGAGGGUGGAUACAACACUCCACUGUCGCUCCUCUGCGCCGGUGCCAUUGCCGGCGUCCCGGCCGCCGGUUUGGUGACCCCGGCUGACGUCAUAAAAACGAGAUUGCAGGUCGUCGCGAGAGAGGGCCAAACGACGUACAACGGAUUGGUUGAUUGUGCACGAAAAAUUUACAAGGAGGAGGGAGCAAGAGCAUUUUGGAAGGGAGCGACAGCUCGAGUAUUUAGAUCGUCACCGCAAUUUGGUGUCACGUUAUUCAGCUACGAGCUGCUGCAAAGGCUGUUCUUCGUCGAUUUUGGAGGAUCACGACCGGCCGGCUCAGAAAACAAGGUACCAGCCACGGGUGUGGCCGAUGAGAUGCGCUCGACGAAUCCGGACCACAUAGGCGGCUACCAAGUUGCCCUGCCGAUAUUCGCAGGCAUCGAGAGUAAGUUCGGUCUCUACUUGCCCAGGUUCUCAGUCCAAUCAGUUCAAAAACCAUAACAGCGAAGCAGCUGGUGGUUUUUUCGCAAGGACGACCGACCAAGCGACUCCUAAUCAUGUGUACAAAAAGGCAGUGUGGGAAUCCCAUUGUUGGCUAUACAAUAAAUGAGGAAAAAAAUGCGAAAAAAACAAUAAAAAAAAAAAAGAAAGCUAAUAAAUAAAACAAACAUUCAUGUAUUAUCGUACGAUACUGUCUACUUCACGGCUGAGGUGUGUUAUUUGUUGGUUAUGUCGUGAUUGUCCAAUCGAGGGAAAGAUACGUGUCAACAAGGCAUCGUUGAACAAUUUUUGUUCGCGAUAAUACCAGAAGAAAAAUUUGGGAUAACCUCUUGAAACUGUGAAAAAGAAAUCGUCCUCGAUCGAGUAAUACGAUCUAUUUGUAUAAAAUAAUGUAGCCAAUUGCGUGCGCAUGAGGUUACGUAUACCUACGCCGAUCGCGCACAUCUCAUCCGUCGUAAUUUUUAUGUUAAAAAAAAAAAAUACGAAAAAUAGAAGAGAUAAAUUCAUACAUACAAAUUUAAUGAAGACUCGCCAUCUCUUUAUACAUAGAUAGUUAGAUAGAUAAAAUAUACGUAUAUUUAUAACUAUUGAAGAAAAAAUAAAUAUAAACUCGUUACCUCCCCAUUUGUACAUAUGUAUAAUGCGAGAAUUAUUAAAAUCACAUCAUAAAGCGUGAGUCUGUAUGUAAGAGAACUAAUAAUUGUUAUUAAGAAAAUGAGCUGGAAAAAGCGCACAUUUUAGUUGUGACAUAGACGGACGCUUUGCGACCAAAGAGAUGUAGAAGAUUAUAAAAAAAUUUUAAAAAUCAAAGAAAGAAACUUAUUGUUUGUCGGGGACGAUGUUUUUAUCUUGUACAUGUAUGUUGAAUAAAUAUAGUAUAAUGUUGAUGGGCGCGUGUUCUGAUUGCAUAAUAUUUUCACACGCCUGAUUGCAAAGCUGGUUCUUUUCUCUCUUAUAAAACCUAUACCAUCGGUUGUGCAAUUUUAUUUUCUGAAUUUUAAACAGUUGGUACACGUUUUUCACUGUAUGCAAGAAAUCAUAUUGCGAUUAAGCGUCUUUUCGAGAAGUUAGGUUUUUCCUUUUGAUGAAAUCACUACGAAAAAUUAACAGGAGGGAUCAGAGUUCACUUCAAAUGAAAGUUCAACUUCUCAAACUCCAUUUCAGUCAUUAAAAACAAGAUUUAUUAAAAUCAACUGCAAAACGUUGUAUGCGAGUACGAAAAAA
Copidosoma floridanum is the source of this 3311-nucleotide messenger RNA. RefSeq names its product calcium-binding mitochondrial carrier protein Aralar1 (gene aralar1). The record is from RefSeq and is a predicted model, not a curated record. NCBI's taxonomy places the organism in Eukaryota, Metazoa, Arthropoda, Insecta, Hymenoptera, Encyrtidae. Gene Ontology annotation, biological process: L-glutamate transmembrane transport; malate-aspartate shuttle; aspartate transmembrane transport. Gene Ontology annotation, molecular function: L-glutamate transmembrane transporter activity; L-aspartate transmembrane transporter activity; calcium ion binding.